This is a messenger RNA of Gallus gallus (chicken), 7981 nucleotides long. RefSeq names its product ER lipid raft associated 1 (gene ERLIN1). Gene Ontology annotation, cellular component: endoplasmic reticulum; endoplasmic reticulum membrane. Gene Ontology annotation, molecular function: ubiquitin protein ligase binding; cholesterol binding. The transcript has 9 exons. NCBI's taxonomy places the organism in Eukaryota, Metazoa, Chordata, Aves, Galliformes, Phasianidae. Bases 4574 to 5386 code for a protein of 270 amino acids. Gene Ontology annotation, biological process: SREBP signaling pathway. The record is from RefSeq and is a predicted model, not a curated record.
GAUUCUUGCAUUGUUGAAGCAAGCAAAGCAAGAACAGGAGAGCAAGCUGGGUUGGGUUGCAGAUCCUGUUCUUUUGAUUCAUUCACUAGCUAAAGGGAUCGCUGAAUCUGCACCAUCAGGAUUGGUGGGAAGUGAUUCUUUUUGUUUUCACUGCAAGGUGUUUGCAGUGCUUCAGUUUAGGAAAACAACAGAACGCUAUCAGUAUGACUUGAAUGGUGACACAUAGCAACCCUUUUGAAAUUCAAAGUUGAACACUGGUGAUGACAUUAAUAAAGCAGAGUUAAUUUUGAUCUGUUUUGGCCCUUGUUAAAAUGAGUUAUUAGAAUUAUUCCUAUAGCAAAUCAUGAGACAUCGCUUGAGCUUAAAUACUAACAUAAAAAUCUUGUGGUACCUGGCAGGUUUUAGAUCUAAAGCCAUUUUCAGGAGUGUUUAUAAGUAAUGCUGGUGUUCAGAGGUGUUACUUCUAGAACAGUUUUCUGCGUUUCCUUUAAUGCCUUUAAAUCUGUAGCAUUUGGAAUCAAAGUCUGAAGCUACUCCAUGCCAAAACUGUGAAUCCAGAUUUCCCUAAUAAAAUAUUAGGAAAAAAUCAGUAAAUCAAUAUUUUAUAAGUAAUUGAUUGAAAUCUGAAAUUUCAUGUCCGGGUUCAAAGUUUGUUAUGAAAAUAGGUCCUGAAUGCUUAAAGUACUGUAAUGGUGUACUGAACCAUCAGACUGCAAGGGCUGAUCUUUCUCUUCCACUUUAUUCCUAUUCUCUGUAAUCUCAUACAUCGGGAAGUUUCAAAUGGCUGUGUGGGUGUCCCAUCCCCAAUUUCUGCCUUUCAUGUCCCACUCAUGUGACAGUGUUAAAUGGAUAUGUUAAAUAGAGAUUUUAAAAUGCUUUGGCACCAGGUCCAUGUUUUUCAUAAAACAGCUGUCAGCCCAAAGACUAAAACUGUUUCAUUACAGCAGGUAGAAUCCACUCUAAGCCAUGAAGAAAAUCAAUUAUGUGAUUACCUCUAGUGUUUGAGCAAGGUAUUCCAAAGAACUGGCUUGAGUGAUUCUUCACAGACUAUUGUGCAAUACAAUAAGCAGAUUGAAAUUAUUCUGGUACCAAUAUUUCACAAGAAAAUUAGGAAAGUGGCCUUUUUCUUACGAACUUAAUUGGAAAGACUCGUGCUAAAUUUUGCACAGGAUUUACCAUGUUAAGGAGUGGUAAAUAGCCAGGAUGCAAAGUGUUGAUGUUGCCCUAGAAUUAGAUGUUUACUUGCAAAGGUGUGAGUCUUGGGCUUCUGCUGAAGAUCCCUGGCAGGAGUACCAACACAGCACUAGAGGACUGCUCCUCUGGGAUGGAUCCCUGUGACUGGUCACAUGGAGAAAUGUACUGCACAGAUCACAAGUGGAUGUGUUAGGUUAGUCACUUUGUCUCUAAACAGAUUAGGUGUAAGCUUUAAGCCUAGUUUUGACACGCUUUUGUUACCCAGCCUGGUGUGGUUGUCUUUGUGGUCUAGCAGUGAGCUUUGAAGGCUUGCUUUUUUUACAGCUUCUUCUGUGGCAACAUCUUUCAGUUUUUCCCUUGUCUUCUCCUGGCCAGGCAUUAGCCCAAAUGCUGAAGUGUAUGAGUCUUUCUAAAAUGUGCUGCUGACAUGCCCACUGGUGUAUGUCUGUCUCCUGUAGCAUCCCCUAUAUGUUUUCAUUCUGUCAGUAAAACUAGGGACAGUGUUGAUAUGAGGACCUCAGGGCAUGUUCCAGUCCUGCAUAUUCUGUGGCAGAGGUCACAAAUUCAAGUGUGAGAAAGGCUGUGAAAACUGCAUUGUAGAGUCAUAAUCACUGGAGGUGUCCCUGUGGGAGCUGUGCAGUGGGGGUCAUUCAGCAUUGCAUCUGGCAAAUAGACUGCUUUUGUAAGCGGGGAUGUUCGGAACAGUAGUGAGCUGCUGAAAUGGAAAGAGCUUUUUGUCAGCUGGCAGUUAAGCUGUAGAUGCCAAAGUGAAGUGGCUAGAUUAUCAUCCCAAUUCAGCACACAGUGCUUUUCCAAAAUAACUGUCCCAAAACUGCCCAGGACAGUUUUGCUUCUAAUAUCCCCAUAAAAUUGAUAGACACAAAGGACCCCAGUAUUAAGACGUGCAGCACUGCUCUUGCAGGAGAUUGUGGUGGAAGAAACCCUUGCUCUCUGCUUUACUUCCUUGUCAGGAUAUCUAGAUGAUACAGGAUGGUAUCUGGGUUUCCCUGUGCUGUUGGAAGUGUCAGAAGGUGACUGGAACAAAGCAGUGAGAUGAAAGCAGGUUCAGAAAAUUCUAAAAAAUAUUGUUGGAAAUUGCUUGGAAUGAGAAAGUCAUUUUCUCAAGCAUAGAAGGACAGAGUACAGAAUGAGUGAGGUGGAGAAAAGUAUACAUUCCAUGCCAUUCAUAGAAACAUGAAAUGGCUUGAGUUGGAAGGGACACUAAGGAUCAUCAAGUUCCAACCCCCCCGCCAUGGGCAGGGCCACUAACUUCCAGGUUUGGUACUAGAUAGGUUGUCCAGAGCCCCAUUCAACCUGAUCUUGAAUGCCUCCAAGGAUGGAGCAUCCACAGCCUCUCUGGACAGCCUAUUCCAGCUCCUCAUCACACUCUCUGUGAAGAACUUCCUCCUGAUGUCUAAUCUAAACCUUCUCUCCUUGAGCUUAAAACCAUUCCCCUUUGUCCUAUCACUACCUACCCAAGUAAAAAUGUGAUUCCCUACCUGUUUAUAAUCCCCUUAUUAAUACUGGAAGGCUGUAGUGAGGUCUUUUUGCAGCCUUCUCUUCUCCAGACUGAAGAAGUCCAGCUUCCUCAGCCUGUCUUCGUAGGGGAGGUGCUCCAGAGAUGACUUCUCCAGUCAUCUUUGUGGCUUUCCUUUGGGCCCUCUCCAACAGCUCCACAUCUUUCCUGUAUUGGAGGCCCCACGCCUGGCCUCAGUACUCUGGAUGGGGCCUCAUGAGGGCAGAGUAGAGAGCAACAGUCACCUCCCUGUUCUUGCUGGCCACCCAUCUUGUGAUGGAGCCUGGGGUACCAUUGGCCAUCGGAGCUGCAAGAGCACACUGCUGUCUCAUGGUCGGUUUUUCAUCCACCAGGACCUCCAGGUUCUUCUCUGCAGGGCUACUCUCAUGUUCUUCACCCAUUCUGAGAUUACUCUGACCCAAGUGCAAAACCUUGGUCUUUGCAAUGUUGAGCCUCAUUAGGUUCACACAGUCCCACCUUUUUAGUUUGACAAGGUCCCUCUGGAUGGCAUCCCUUCCUUCUAGUUUGUCAACUGCACCACUCAGCUUGGUGUCAUUGGCAAACUUGCUGAGGGUGCACUCGAGCCCAUUGUUGAUGAAGAUGUUGAAGAGCAUCAGUCCCAAGACAGACCCAUGCAGAACACUGCUUGUCAACAGCCUCUAACUGGAUAUAGUGCUACUCACCACAACCCUCUGUCUAUGGCCUUCAAACCAAUUCCUUAUCCACCAAAUAGUCCACCCCUCAAAACCGUAUCUCUCCAGUUUAGAGAUAAGGAUGUGGUGCGGGACCAUGUUAAAGGCAUUGCACAAGUCCAGGUAGAUGACAUUGAUCGCUUUCCCUCUGUCCACUGGUGCCGUCAUUCCAUCAUAGAAAUCCACCAUAUCGGUCAGGCACGACCUUCCCUUGUUAAAACCACGCUGGCUGUCUCAGAUCACCUGUUCAUCCCUCAUGUGCCUUAACAUGUCUUCCAAGAGGAUCUGUUUCAUUAUCUUCCUAGGCACAGAGCUGAGGCUCACUGACCACCCCACUUUCUGCCAGGCCCGUGUUCCUUGAGAUCACAAACUCAACCAGGAUAUGGUCACUGCAGCCUAGGCUGCCUCCAGUCUUAAUGCCUUUAAUGAUCUCUGCAUUGGUAGGCACCAGAUCCAUCAGUACUUCACCUCUGGUCAGUCUAUCCAAUACUUGAACCAGAAAGUUACCAUUCGCUGGCUCCAGGAAUCUCCUGGAUCUCUUGCAGCUCACCAUGUGGCUUUCCCAGCAGCUGGGGUGGUUGAAAUCCCCCAUCAGGAUGAGUGCCUGUGGCUGUGAUGCCUCCUGCAGCUGAAGGAAGAAGGCAUAGUCAGCAGGCUCCCCUUGAUCCAGUGGCCUACAUUAGCUCUUCGUUAGUCCUAUCCCUCACUCUAACCCACAGGCUCCCAGCCUGCUCCUCACCAUUUCUCAGAGGGAGAUCCUCACAGUCUAUCCACUCUUUAACAUGGUGGGCAACUCCCCCACCCUCCCUACCUAGCCUAUCCCUUCUAAAAAGGCAUUGCCCCUUUACAGUGGUAUUCCAUCUAUGGGAGUUAUCCCACCAUGCUUCUGUGAUAGCAACUGUGUUGUAACUUUCCUAUUACAGAGGCUGCCCUGCUGCUUGCAGCAGGUGCUAUCUGCUGGCCUUGUUGCCUCGCCUUCGUUUUGCUGGACUCCACCUUUUGAUAACUGUGGCUGCAUUCCUGUCUGAAGAUGUUUCCCUUUUGUUGGCUGAGUAGGAGGUAACAAGGUUAAGUGAAAGUUACUUUACAGGCUUGCUAGAACAGGCUUUUGGUUUAUGCGGAGAAGGACCGGUCUGUACAGAAAUGGGGUUUACUGAAAUCUGAUUGCAAAAUGCUUGAAAGUGGCGGUGUUAUGAUCUACAUCGACCGAAUAGAAGUUGUGAACAAAUUGGCACCGUAUGCAGUGUACGAUAUUGUGAGAAAUUACACUGCAGACUAUGACAAGACCUUGAUCUUCAAUAAAAUUCAUCACGAGUUGAAUCAGUUCUGCAGUGCCCAUACUCUCCAGGAGGUUUACAUCGAACUGUUUGAUCAGAUAGAUGAGAAUCUGAAGCUGGCCCUGCAAAAAGAUCUCAAUGUCAUGGCACCAGGUCUUACCAUCCAGGCUGUGCGUGUUACAAAACCUAAAAUCCCUGAAGCCAUCCGAAGAAAUUUUGAGCUAAUGGAGGCUGAGAAGACCAAGCUCCUCAUUGCAGCCCAGAAGCAGAAGGUAGUAGAGAAGGAGGCAGAGACAGACCGGAAGAAAGCACUCAUUGAGGCGGAGAAGGCUGCCCAGGUGGCCAGGAUUCACUAUCAACAGAAGAUUAUGGAGAAAGAAACAGAGAAGCGAAUUUCUGAGAUUGAAGAUGCUGCAUUCCUAGCAAGAGAGAAGGCAAAAGCAGAUGCAGAUUACUACACUGCUCAGAAGCUGGCUGACUCCAACAAGCUGAAACUUACCCCAGAGUAUCUGGAACUCAUGAAAUACCAGGCAAUAGCUGCAAACAGCAAGCUGUAUUUUGGCGACAGCAUCCCCAGUGUGUUUCUGGAUUCUUGUGCCUUCCAGCAAGCUGAUCUGAGGACUACCCAAGAAACCAGCCUUUCUCCUCAGGAAAUCCAGGAGAGCCCUGCAGACAGCCACUUCAAAACAAAGGGAAAUACUGGCUGACAGAAGUGGAAAGGAACCCACUGUAGCUCAGCAGCUCUCCCAGCUGUGAAAGGGGAUGUUGCCCUGUGUUUGAUGGGGCAGAUGCAGCAUGUGCGUGGGCAUCCUGCCUAUAGUUGGCAGUUGGGUUGAUUUUUUCUUCUAGCAAUGAAUUGCAAGCACUCUGCCUCUCUUGUUUCUUCCCUAUAAAAUUGGUGCUUCCAAACGAGGGAAUAUCCUGUACUAACAAACUUAUACUGGAAUAUUAAAGGACAGACACCAGGAAAGCCUUCCACAGUAGGUGCGAUUAUUUAGCAAGCAUUAUCCUUGAGGUAGGAAACGUGGCUUUUGAGUGCUGUAUGUCUGCACACUAUUUCCCACUGCUCCUUGCUGAGGCCAAGCAAAGAGUUUGCCUUCGUCUAGCUUGUUACAGCUUUGCUUUGUGGACUCCAUGCUUCUCUCAACAUGAUGUAAUUCUUUUCAAGGAUUCUGUGUUGGUCAGCAGAGGCUCCCUGAUCCUCCUCUGGAAGAGACCCAGCAAGGAGUUUGGUGUGGAAUAGAUGAUUUAAAUAGGAUCUGGAUAGCCAUAACCUUUUCCAUUCCUGUAGGCAGUGAAACUAGAUAAUGACUCAGAGGAAGUAGUCUCAAAUGUGUUUUUGUAACACCCCUACUCCAAGCAAGAGCCCUGUGCUGGGCGUCCAUGGCUGGCUGCAGCAUGCUUUGCCUGGAUGACUGGGUCUUGCGUUGCACUGUAAGCCAGAAUUCAGAGUGCAUUGGAAAACUUCAACUGCUUGGGAAGAAGGGGUCCAGCACUGUGAAAUCUGUGCUCAGCCUGCAGCAUCCCUCUGGGUCUUUUCACCAUGGAAAGAGUGCUGACUUUUCACUGCUUUGCCCUGCUGCUAAGUGAAGAGAGAAGGAAGAGCAAUGAGAGAUGCAAGACAUCCUUGGGGCAGAGGACAGGAGUCUUUGUGUUAUCCUGCUCCUCAAACAUUCUGUUAAGGAUCACAGUGAGGCAGAGAAUCAGUGCCUGAUGUAGCCUGCUCAAGCCCAGUGCUGCCGUGUGCUUGCCAUCCCACUUUUGCAGUUUCCUCUGCUCUGCUGCACAUCCUGUGUUUGAUUCCUCAGCUGCAAAGCCAGGGAGACAUCACCAUUUCCCAGUGAUGCAGCGAAGGUGAAUUUGUUCCUAUAAUCUGCUUUCCUCUUCUAUUCCAUGCUCUCCUUUGCCUAUUUUUUUCUGGCGUCUGUUUUUUUGUGUUCUGUAACAAUCUCAGAAGAUGCUGGCAAGGACCUGAGCCAGAUAACCACGUCCCAGCUUGCAUUGCUGCCGCGCUGCCUGCUUCUUAACCUGCUACAGAGCCUGGCUCUCUUCUGUGUGCUUUGGAUACCCAGAUGUUCAUCCUGCUUCCCGGUCCCUGGUGCCAUCUUACCUUAUGGCAAGGGGAAGAACUUGCUUUGUUUUUGCCUUGGUGGAGCAUUUGAUCCAAAAUCAACAGCUGGAACUUUACAUCUGCUAUUGAUUUCCCAAUCACUGUGUGCACAUCAGUCCUAUUUUCCCUAUCCUGCAUGGCAUGUUUGACUUUAAAGGUCUGCAGUGUCUCUCCUUGAGGAAGUUCAGUAACAUACGGUGCCUUACUCUUUCUCAGCUCCUGCCUGACUGCCUCUCCAUCUCUAGGGGAGAGCAGGGAUGUUUUGACCCUUUCCUUCUUCCAGCUGUCUGCAGACUCCCGGUACCCAGGUGGCAGCAUGUUUUGUAGCUGUGGUGAUUGAAAUGUCCCUGGAAGUAUUCCUGGAUUUAUAGGAUUCCCUUUUCCCUGCGGGAAGGGCUGUAAGGAGCCAGUGGAGCCACGUCCUUGACCUGCUAGCUCCUUGCUGUUGCUGGUAUGCAACACUGACUUUACAGCAGAAAGGCAGCCUCUCCUUGUCACAGUAGCAGCCAUUUGGGUUGAUGUUUAAAUAGAAGCUUUUUGAGAUCAGAAACGUUUGGUGGUGUUACAGACUCGCCUACAGCACUGCCACAUGUUGACAUCAGGCCACAGGUAGGUUAUGCCAGCCUGGAGAUGCCAAGGAGCAGGAGCAGCAAGGAAUCCUGAGAAGCAAUACCAAGGCAGCACACAACAACCCCAUACGGGGAGAAGGGAAGUUGGUGCAGAAGGUGGUGGGCCUUAGCCCUAGGCAGCAUUGUCAACCCAUCUCCUGCCACUGCCCAGAUGGAGACUGUCACCUUGGCUAAAUGUCAUCCUGUGGUUGGAAGUCCUGCAGCAGUGUUUGCAUGGGGCUCAGUGCCGUGUGCAGGAACCUCUCUUGUCCUCAUCUGCUUGCCGUGCUGUCACUCCCAGCAUCCUGAGCUGGUGUGAGGAGUGAGGUGCUACCUGUCUGCAGCUGGUAGCGAUGGCCUUGGCUCCUGGUCAGGGCUACAAGAGCAGAGGGAGUGUGGAUGUAGUGAGGAACAUGGGUUUGAACCUGUUUUGCUCCUUUCUCUUUGCGUACUCUUGUGACUAAGAGGGGUUUGCUACUGGAUCAGCAGCACCUUCUUAAAGGAAACAUGAUGCAUAUGUUCAAGUUUACAUGCACAGUGUUGUGUUCUUUUGAUAAAAACAGAAUAAAACUAUUUUGGUACCA